AGCAGAAUUGGAUAUUAUAGUUUGUAGCAGAAUUGGAAAAGAAUAGCCGAGUAGAGUAGUAGAGAGGUGGGAGCUAUCUGUGCUGCCACGCUAUGCCACUGCGUACUCUAAACGGCGCACGCCCACAUCCACGGCAAAAAGAAGGGCCCAUUCGAAACCUCUAAAAUCCAAAUAAUAUUACAUAACUGACACAAUCCCAGAACCUGUAGAAUCGGAACAAGACUCUGCCAAAAUCCUAAUACGACACAAACCCAGAACCCAGAAACGGGUGAAAAGUGAUGGUCGACGAUGAAGAAGCCCGUUUGGAGUUCCGGUCCUACCCUGAUGAUGCAUGGUACAGCGUUCGGGUUCUGGUCGAGGGGGAUUCCGGCGACGUUCUCAGAAUCAAGUACUGUAAUUUCCCUGAUGAUAACGACAACGUUUUCCGAGCAGGCGAGUUUAGGGACAUUAAACAUCUUAGUGACUUCGCUUCCAGGUUUAGACCCGUCUCUUCUCAGCUUCAGGACUCCGAGUGCUCUCAGGUUGUUCAAGGCUUGCUUGUGUGCGCUUCCCAUCACUUCAGGACCGAUGACAUUCGCUUCUACGACGCAAUUGUUGAAGGGGUGGGUCAUUGUGAACAUUCCUUUGCAAACAGAGAAGAAGAGUGUUUGUGCACUUUUGUUCUUUCGUGGCUACAUGGUCCAGUGGCUGGGCAUAUGACUGCUGAACGUCUUGAACAAAUUUGCAGAGUUCAGCUUAGGAAGGAAAUAGAUCCGGUUGUAGCUUCUUUUUUAAACAAGGUGAAAGAGAAACUUAAAACUGGUUCUUGUCGUCAAGUCACCACAGGUGUCACUCACAAUGAUCACGGGGAAGCCCCAAUGUUGAAAAUUUCGCACAAGCUUAGUUUUUCUCACCAUUUAGAGCAGGGAACAAAGUGUACCGAGUGGUUUUUGAGUGAUACCUUGUCAUCCAAUUGGGCUAUUGGUCGUCCUCAUGAAAAGAACGGGCAAGACAUGGACUUUGGCGGAGUUGGAAACUAUUUCGUUUUUAUUGAAAAUCUUGACAAAGACUUGUCCCGUACAGCAAUCAUGGAGUUUAUAGAAAAAAAGGUGUCGGUCACAUCUCAAGCAUUUGUUUUUCCCAGUUUGUCAUCAGAUAUUUGUACUCGAGGCUGUAUUCUGUUGGACAACCAAAGAAACUAUGAGAAGUUGUGUAACUUUUUGGAGGAUCCAGAUCAUAUUAUCGUGUCUUCAAGUGGAAGGCCAUGGGUAAUAACUGAAACAAUGAGAGUGCCUGAUACACUUCGAGCUUCAGUCCAAAGCCUCUCACUUGUAUCUCAGAAAAGGAAAAGGAACACGGGAAGUAGCGAUGAAUUGAAGGUUGUCCGUUCAGGAAGUGAUGAAUACAGGUUAGCCAAGCAUCUAAGGGAUUUGUACAAGGAGUUUUCUAAUCAUCAGAAGAGAUUGCAGAAGAGGUUGAUUGUUGAAGAAGGAAAAAUAUGGCAACAACACAAUGCAAAACUCAGGAUUAAAAGUUAAGUCUUCCUUGCUGUGCAUAACAAAUCAAUAGGGUCAUCGAGUUCAUUUCACUGGCUUAGUCUAUUUCAUUUUUGUUGUUUUUGUUUGCAUAUAUGUAUAUGCCUUGGCUAUACUUGAGCUAACCAUACUUGAUUUUGCCUGUACAAAACCCACUACAACACUAGUUCCGCAAAGGAAUGCAAAGAUUUAAAGCCAUCCUUUUUGUGGUGUGAAAUAGGAAUCAAUGUUUCAUCUCUGGUUUAUUUUGCUGUUUGCUGAUUUUGUAUAUAGAUGUGUUGCAACAACCACAUCUUACUAUUACGAAUGAAAGUAGAAAAUGGAUUUCGAUCA
Molecule: messenger RNA, 1847 nt
Organism: Humulus lupulus (European hop)
Lineage: Eukaryota; Viridiplantae; Streptophyta; Magnoliopsida; Rosales; Cannabaceae
Exons: 6
Coding region: 279-1517 (412 amino acids)
Molecular function (GO): chromatin binding
Source: RefSeq, a predicted model, not a curated record